GCUGCAGCCAAUGGUAGCACACCAUCACCCAGAGCAUACUUUCAGUUCGGCGACAACGUCACGAGGGUAGCUACUGCUGUACAUCGGCUGCGCGUUAGAAAGGGCCGGCCAGUGCACCGAGCCGAGAGUAACCGGGAACGGCCCGCCAGCAGAGAGAGGUGCAAGGAAGAUCUUCGAUUGGAAAUCUCUCUACAUUCUCGAAGCGCGUCCGUCAAGAACCAACAAGACUUGGACGUACAUCCGUGUGGGUGCGCAGGAUACAAGUAGAAUGCCGAUGCCGCCGCGCCCGGCAGGGAUGAGCAGCUCGUUCACCCAGAAGCUCUUGGUGGUCGUGAUACUGGCGUGCCUCCUCCUGACCCGCACGCGGGAGACCCACAACGGAGGAAACCACCCCCCUCCUCAGGCCGAUGACCACCACCACAGCGAAGAUACCAAUCAUAAUCUUCAGCCUUGGUCCGCCGCCGCCGCUGCCGCUGCUAGUCCCGCUGCUGGUGCCGCUGCUGGGGAGGGUUCCGUCGUCGGGGCCAACAUUGUCUGCCAAGGAGACGGCAGGGGUCAAGACACUUACCGGCUGCUCACAUGGCCGUGGCCGUACGUCGUGGCGUACUUCCUGUGGAGAUGCGCCAAGCUCGCCUACGCCGUGUUCGUCACGGAAGUGCUGGCAAGGUGGGAGGCGAAGGAGAGGGCGCGCGCUCGCCGCGCCCGCCGCCGCCGCCCGCACAGGUGAUGGUAGACUUCGACGUCGAGGGGGGAGGCGGCGAAUGUUUCGGAGCCGGCCCCGGCACCGCGUCCCCCAACGCCUCCGCCGCGGGCGCCGCCGCCGCCGCGGAAGGGUACGGAGAACGUCCGUGGCGCCGCGGGUAGAGAAAGCAACGAGCGCCGAGGAAGCGAGAACUGAGGGCAGGCAGGCAGGCAG
Messenger RNA from Ectocarpus sp. CCAP 1310/34, 916 nucleotides. NCBI's taxonomy places the organism in Eukaryota, Phaeophyceae, Ectocarpales, Ectocarpaceae. The record is from the annotation of a GenBank genome assembly.